AUGUCCACCACAGUAAGCCCCGACCGAAUCCACAUCGUCAUCGCCGUCGCGCUCUCGACCUUCUUCGUGUCCAUGUGCAUCCUCUACAGCUUCAUCCGCUGGGAAAACCGCCGUCUUCGCCGCCGCCGCCGCAGCAGCCGCCGCCGCAGCCGCAGUCCAGCCGGGACCCGCAUUCGCACCCACGGGGGCAAUGUCAUCGAGCUCUCCGCAAGAGGCCCGAGGGGUAUGAGCCAUAGGCAGAGACGGUGGAGGAGAGGAGGAGGAGGAGGAAGAAGAAUGGAAGCUCCGCGAGCUGGGGAUCUGGGACGAGAAGCUGAUGACUGGAGCCCCCGAGACCCGCGCCGCAACGCAAUGUUCAUGGACCUCACGCCCCACCCUCCCACCCCUUCCGCCUCCGCCUCCGCGUUUUCGUCUCCGGAGCGACAACAGCAGCAGCAGCAGCAUGAUCAAACGACAUACGAGCCUAUCAAAUGUCCUGCUUCGUCGUCGACGGCCUGGCCUCGAGAACAGGAAUCAGACGAUGAUGAUAAUGACGAGGCUAAAGAUGGUAGUGAGGAUGGGGAUGGUAAUAAUGAGGAUAGCAUUAAGCCUGAGGAUGGUGAUGGGGGGAAUAAAGGAGAAGGGGUGGGUGGGGCAGGAGAAGGACUAGAAGAAGGGCUAGGAGGGAUAGGGGAAGGGGAAGGGGAAGGGGUACAAGAAGAAGUACUACAACAACAACAACAGCAACAACAAGAGGAGGAAAAAGAAGGGGAAGAACAAGUGGCGGGGCCAGCAUCUGGUGGGGGGUAA
This is a messenger RNA of Hypoxylon fragiforme, 789 nucleotides long. RefSeq lists its product as uncharacterized. Lineage: Eukaryota; Fungi; Ascomycota; Sordariomycetes; Xylariales; Hypoxylaceae. The record is from RefSeq and is a predicted model, not a curated record. Bases 1 to 789 code for a protein of 262 amino acids. The transcript is spliced from 2 exons.